GUGACGCUACAUUAGUUAGAGCAUCACGACGAAUAAGUGUGUCAUUUUAGUAUUCUAAUUAAAAUUAAAAUUAAUUUCUUAAUUAUUGCGAAUGUAUCGAUGUUAAUAUGGCUUCGACUGAACUUGACUGGGGUAAAUACGUAGAUGAGCAAGAAAAAUUAUCAGCGAAGGUCUCCAAUUUAAAUAUAGAUAAAGAGCUUAAAGAAAAUACAACAAAUACAGAUUCCAAAGAUGAUGAUGUAGCGGAUGAACAAAUAUCACCUGCAGAAAAAUCAUUACUUCAAAAAAUUAUACGUAGAGGUUUAGUAGAAACAACAAAAGAUAUAGAAAUUCAAAGAAAAGAUCCAUCAUCACCUUUAUAUAGUGUCAAAUCCUUUGAUGCUCUUCAUCUUAAACCAGCUUUAUUAAAAGGAGUAUAUGCAAUGGGAUUUAAUGCACCAUCAAAAAUUCAAGAAACUGCAUUGCCUACUUUAUUAGCUGAUCCACCUCAAAAUAUGAUUGCUCAAUCACAAUCUGGAACUGGAAAAACAGCAGCAUUUGUAUUAGCAAUGCUCAGUAGAGUAGAUACUACCAAAAAUUAUCCUCAAGUACUUUGUUUAUCACCAACUUAUGAAUUAGCUAUACAAACAGGAGAAGUAGCAGCAAAGAUGUCUGCAUUUUGUAAUGAAAUAAAAAUAAAAUAUGCUGUAAGAGGAGAAGAAAUAAGUCGAGGAACAAAAGUUACAGAGCAUAUUAUCAUUGGAACACCAGGAAAAGUUUUAGAUUGGGCUUUUAAAUUUAAAUUCUUCAGUCUAAGUAAAAUUUCAGUUUUUGUUUUAGAUGAAGCCGAUGUAAUGAUUGCGACACAAGGUCAUCAAGAUCAGUGUAUUCGUAUUCAUAAACAACUUCCACGUACAUGUCAAAUGAUGUUUUUCUCUGCAACUUAUGAGCCAGAAGUAAUGAAAUUUGCAGAAAUUAUAGUCAAUAACCCUUUGAUAAUAAGAUUAUUGAAAGAAGAAGAAACUUUAGAUAAUAUUAAACAAUAUUAUGUCAAAUGCAAGGAUUUAGAUGAAAAAUAUGCAGCUAUCACUAAUAUAUAUGGUGUAAUUACAAUAGGACAAGCAAUUAUUUUUUGUCAUACUAGAAAGACAGCUAAUUGGUUAGCUGAAAAAAUGACAAAAGAUGGUCAUGCAGUAGCUGUUUUAUCUGGGGAAUUGACAGUCGAACAAAGAAUUUCAGUAUUGGAUCGCUUUAGAGCUGGUCUUGAGAAAGUUCUUAUCACAACCAAUGUUUUAGCUAGAGGUAUUGAUGUAGAACAAGUAACAAUAGUAGUCAAUUUUGAUUUACCAAUGGACCAAAAUCGACAAGCAGAUUGUGAAACUUAUUUACAUAGAAUUGGUCGAGCUGGACGUUUUGGUAAAUCUGGAAUUGCUAUUAAUCUAGUAGAUUCAUCGCAUGCAAUGCAAAUAUGUAAAGAUAUAGAAAAACAUUUUGCAAAAAAAAUAAAAUAUCUUGACACAGAAGAUGCAGAUGAAAUAGAAAAAAUAGGAGUUUAAGUUAAUAUAUAGGAAUUACAAUUAUGCUUUUUAUCAAAUACGCCUAGAUAUACUGUAAUAUCUCCUGAAAGAAUAGAUAUUUGUAUUCUCAGCAUAGAUUUUUUUGUAUUUCUUUUCCAAUAGCACAUAUUAUCAAGAAAUAUGUUUACUUUUUCUUUUUACAAUGGUUGUAUAGAAUUUUUUACUAUCGAAUUAAAAUAUGGCGAUUGGAUCAGGAAUAUACACAGAAUUUAAAUAAAGAAAUAUUUUUAUAUGUUAUACAACAAACAACUGUUUGGCGCAAAAAAAUAUUGUGUCCUUGUCUCUUUACCAUUAUAAAUUACUUCAUUGACUUUUUAUAUAAAAAAUAAAUCAUUUUUUUUGUAUUUUUUCAAUUUUAAUAAUCACAUGAUUUAUUAGAUAUUGAUUAUUAAUGUUAAGAAACAUUACAUACAACGAUAAUGUGGUAAUAUUAUCACGAUUUAUAUAAGUACAAAUAAUAUAAACAAAAAUAGUUAAUCAUUGAUUAUUAAUUAACUAUUAAUUAUUGCCCAUAUAUCAAAAUGAACAAGUUGUAAUUGUGGUAUAAAAACUUUUUUUUGUAAAUGAAUUAUAAAAUAAAAAUAUUUUAACACAA
Molecule: messenger RNA, 2151 nt
Organism: Apis mellifera (honey bee)
Lineage: Eukaryota; Metazoa; Arthropoda; Insecta; Hymenoptera; Apidae
Gene: Dbp80
Product: DEAD-box helicase Dbp80
Exons: 8
Coding region: 108-1535 (475 amino acids)
Biological process (GO): poly(A)+ mRNA export from nucleus
Cellular component (GO): cytoplasmic stress granule; nucleus
Molecular function (GO): RNA helicase activity; RNA binding; ATP binding
Source: RefSeq, a predicted model, not a curated record